This is a messenger RNA of Pelodiscus sinensis (Chinese soft-shelled turtle), 1334 nucleotides long. The record is from RefSeq and is a predicted model, not a curated record. NCBI's taxonomy places the organism in Eukaryota, Metazoa, Chordata, Testudines, Trionychidae.
CAAAGACCAGAAUUGGAUUCUGGAAUAUACGAACCAUGUACGAUAUUGGCAAGUUAGCACAAAUAGUCACCGAAAUGAGACAGUACAAUCUACAUGUCCUUGGUGUUAGUGAGAGUAGAUGGACAGGAUUGGGGAGACUGAAGACUUCUGCAGGAGAAACAGUGCUUUACUCUGGAAGAGAUGAUGACCAGAAUCAUGAGGGACUGGCCAUCAUCCUUAAGAAGGGGAUUGAGAAAUGUUUGCUAGAGUGGAAACCUGUCAACAGAAGAUUGAUGAGGGUCAGAUUGAAAGGAAGACAAGUGAACAUCACCUUGAUCCAGGUUUAUGCUCCAACCAAUAACAGUGGUGAAGAAAUUAAAGACAUCUUCUAUGAGCAGCUUCAGGCAGAAGUGGAAUCUACACCACACCAUGAUCUUACCAUCAUCAUGGGUGAUUUGAAUGCCAAAGUGGGAAAUACCAACACACACUAUGACAGGGUCACAGGCAGACAUGGGUGUGGCACCAUGAAUGAUAAUGGUGAGAGACUUGUAGGGUUUUGUUCUGUCAACAAUCUGGUCAUUGGAAGGACUCUCUUCCCACACCACAACAUUCACAAGCUGACUUGGUUUUCACCAAAUGGCAGAGACAAGAACCAGAUCGACCAUCUGAUGAUCAACGGUACAUGGAGACACUGCUUGCAAGAUGUGAAAGGAGAGGAACGGACGUUGGUAGUGAUCACCAUUUAGUGAUGGAACUUGUGAAACUUAAGCUGUGAAGAACAGGUAUUAAGACAUCCAUACAAAGGUGCUUCAAUGUUGAAAAGCUAUGAGAUGUCACCACAAAGACUGCCUUUACUAUUCAACUGAGGAACAGAUUUCAAGCUUUGCAAGAUUUAAGGGAUGACAUAUCUACCAGUAUCAUAGAUAAAAUCAACAUGGCAUGGGAACAGAUUGCAUCAGUCUACACAAGGAGCAGCGAGGCCUGUCUGGGUUUCAAGGAUAGGAAGAAGAGGAAGGAGUGGAUUAAGCCUGCUACAUGGAAAGCCAUCGAAGAGAGAUGGAACAUAAAGAAGAGACUGGUAGACGUCAAAAAAGCCAGAAUUCAAGAAAGAUACAAGAAGAAUUACAGAGAGGCAAAUUGAAAAGUAAAGAAGUUAAUGAGGGCAGACAAACAAGUUUUCAUGGAGAACCUUGCAACAAAAGCUGAAGAUGCAGCUAAUCAAGGGGAGCAAGGAAACAUGUACAGAAUCAUCAAGCUUGUUUGUGGCAAGUAUCAUGGCAGGACAGGUACCCCCAUUAAGGAUGAACAAGGGCAGUUACUGUCAAGAGAGAAAGAUCAAGAAGCACGCUGGACAG